Zophobas morio is the source of this 2757-nucleotide messenger RNA. Its product is annotated as EGFR adapter protein-like. The transcript has 8 exons. The record is from RefSeq and is a predicted model, not a curated record. The coding region runs from base 372 to 1964 and encodes 530 amino acids. NCBI's taxonomy places the organism in Eukaryota, Metazoa, Arthropoda, Insecta, Coleoptera, Tenebrionidae.
ACCGCUUCGGUUGCAGGAACGCUCGAGACCGAUCGUAGGUGGCCACUCCUGAGUCGGUCCUGGCCCGGGGCGCCCGCAGGUGACCGCAUCGGACCACGUGUGGCAACUUGUUGCUCGUAACCGGCCCGGUCCUGGACGAAACUACAAAGGAUAUUUUUGCGACGUUGUGCCCGCGAAUCCUUGUGUGAUGUGUAACGUUAAUUAGCCGGCUGCCUUCCGAGUUGAUUACGUCGUGUGUUCGUGCUUGGUGGGGUUGUGUUGUUAUCGACAGGAUAAAUACAAUUAGAGGUGAUCAAAGUGAGGUGCAGAUAGCGAUAUGCUACCGCCUGCAUGGUACGUGACCUUUGUGCGCGUUGUUCUUCUUCACAAACAUGCCGGAAGGAUUUCCUCGGACGUUUUCUGACAUACAGUAUAUGGGAUCGUUUUCUGUAGCAGCGUCAGAACAAAUUUCCAGGAGCGAAUUUGUCCGUGAUCGGCUGCAACAGAUGCUGGGAAACUCAAGAAAAAAGUACGUCCUCUUGGUAAUUUCGUUGGCGGGAAUAAAAGUAUGCAGUCCAGACGGCAAGAUUGUCCACAUGGCCCACGCGCUAAGGCGCAUUUCAUACGCGACCUGUGAUCCAGAACACCGCCUUUUCAGCUUCUUCGCUCGAGAGCCCAAAGGCCACUUCAAUCAACAAUACUGCCACUCUUUCAUCAGCCGGUCGUCCGAACAGGCUGAAGAACUUAACUCAAUUGUAGGAAAUGCAUUUCGGAUGGCUUACGCGGCGCAGCUGCAGAAACAACCCACUUUCCAAGACGUAAUUGCAUCCCAAUUGGAUCAAACUCAAACGAAUAAAGUACUCUGGACGAAAGAAUUAUCGGUCACGUUAAAGAAAGACAAAUCGGCGCAGCCCCCCAACAACCACCAGCCCGCCGACAUGGACGUGGAGCUGACGAACAGCGACGCGUCGACGUUGCGGCUCGCGCCGCCCACCACCAUCCCGGGCCUCAAGCCGUCCCACAAGUACAACGUGCUGGGGCCCUCGGAGAAGCCGCAGUCCCAGCAGAGCACACCCAGCAGCGACGAGAGCAACUCGCCCACCGAGAUGAACUCGUACAAGCGGAUGACGGAGAAGCCGCCCCUGAUCAAGCGGAUCGCCAUGGGCUUGACGGGCAACCACCACGACAACGACGACGACAGCUGCCCUCUGGUCAGCGACAGCAACAGCACUCCGGGGAGUCCCACGAACCGCCCGCUCUCGGGAGGGUACGUCAACGAGUCGAACGACGCCGAUAGCCGCAACUUGAACAAAACGAACGCGAUGGACAGUUUGAAGAACGAGAUCGUGGAGAAUAUCAAUUCCAACUUAACGAAGCAUAUAGAGAUAGAUAACAGCCGGCUGCUGCAGAAUUCACCGGCCUCUGCCGAGCAGGAGUUCAAAUCGAAGAGGAUAUCGCAGAUCAGCUCGAGCAGUUCUAGUUCGUGUCCGCAGACCGGGUUAACACCAACGCCCCCUCCCCUACCCGAGCGAACCGAUUCUUUGAACAACAAAGAAGAAGGCGAGCUGAGGACGGCUCCGUGGUUUCAGGCGGGAAUUCCCCGUGAAAUUGCCUUGGAAAUACUGGCUCAAGAGCCGGUGGGAGCUUUCAUGGUGCGAGAAAGCACCAGUAAGCCGGGAUGUUUCGCGCUUUCGCUCAGAGUACCGAGGAGCUUCCAGCCCACGGGCAUCGCACAUUACCUCAUUGUCAGGACGAAUAAAGGCUACAAAAUCAAGGGCUUUACAAAAGAGUUUACCACGCUAACUUCUCUGAUAACCCAUCAUUCUGUGAUGCCCGAGCUGCUGCCGUGUCCUCUGUCCCUCAGCCGGUACAACCCCAGUUUCGUGAAGUCGGACUCGAAGAGAGAUUUCGCAGAUAUCGAUUUGGACCCAGACUAUAACACCUUAGCCGAUUUCCGAAAAAUGAUGGCCGAUUUGAACGUUUAAACCAAAAGUGUCAUAGUGACAGUGAACUAGUCUUAAAAAUGUGAAUAAAGUAAGACGCAGUUUUGUGUACCUUGUGAUACCUUGAAGAAAAAGGAAGUAACAAUUAACAAAGUGUUUCCACGAUUUAUUGCUGUAGUGUACUUAACUAUCAAAUUAACUGACUUGUUUUUUCCCUUCUUUCUCUGUCUCAAGCGAAAUUUAUGGUUUAUUUUCGAUUAUAUAAUCUAUGUUGUUUGCAGACAAAAGUUGCUUACUGCUGGUAGUGGAGAUUUACUUUGCUUAAGAAUUUUGUCAGUGAUUUGUUGGACCAAUGAGAUAACCUUUUAAAUGAAUGUUUGUAAAAUUAAUUUAAGUGACCUAGUCGUAUAUGCGCAGUGAAUUUUUGUAAAUAUAUACAAAAAUAAAUGUUGAAAUUCUGAGAGCCACCAAGGAGCUAUUUUUUAAGAGCAACCAUUGUUUUUGUCAAUUGUUUGUACUUGUUGUUACACUUUGUAACUUGUUAUCCUAGUGUUUAAAACGAAGUGUUCAAAAAUUAACGCACGCACCCUAUAGCGAUAACUCAAAUUUAAAUUAUAUAACGUCUCAUUCAUUUAUGUACUAGUCACGAAGAUGGUUAAUUAUUCUAAUUCUUUUGUUAUCUGUGUGUAACAUAACUACCUGCUUUGUUUCAUCCAGUGUUUAUUAAGUAAAUGGCAUGUUAAUCCCUAAGCUUGCAAUACUAUUAAACUGACUGUACAGGUUCCAUUUGUAUAUUAUUUAUUUAUUUCUUGUAAUAAAUUCGAACUUAUUUAUA